AUGGAAAAGUUUAUGAAAUACGCAAUUUUCUUCUACAACUUGCUGGGUAUCGAGCCGUACAGAAUAGAUUUGGUACAUCAGAAAGAAAGUCGAAGAACCUGGACCUUAUAUGGGGCUCAUUCUUUCAACCUGUUGCUGGUGACAUUUGCAGAAAGCAUUUACUUCUGGAUGGCCUACAAAGAGGGUAACAUUGUUGAGGCUGUGACUGUAUCAUCGUACAUUGCCUUCGUUUUUGUGGGCGCCAGCAAAAUAUCCUUCAUUAUUUGGAAAAAGCCUCAAUUAAGUGAACUAAUGAGGCGAUUAGAGGAUAUUCAUCCGCAUGGAGACACCCAGGAGGAGGCCUACAAAGAGAGGGAUUUCCUCCGCUCAUUUUUGAAGAUCAGCUUUCGAUACUCGCUUCUGUAUUCGCUGCUCAUCUGGACAUUUAACUUGUACCCCUUGGUGGAGUAUCUGGUCUACGAAAAAUUACUAAAUCUAAGAGAGGUGGGCAGGAUGUUGCCCUAUUUGCUUUACAUUCCGUGGGAGUGGCAGGACAACUGGUCAUAUUAUCCUUUGCUGUUCUCCGAAAACCUGGCAGGCUGCACUGCGGCAGCAUCACAAAUUUCAACGGAUCUCCUGAUAUGCGCCGUGGUAACGUUGAUAGUGAUGCAUUUUGAGCAUCUAGCGAACACGCUGAAGAACCAUAAGUUGAGCGGAGAUUGGAAGGAGGACUCACGAUUUUUGGCCCACAUUGUUAGCUACCACGAAAGUCUCCUUCGCCUCUUAAAUGAGAUAAACGAUCUCUUUGGAAUCCCCCUACUUUUUAAUUUUAUGGUAUCCUCGGGAUUGAUUUGCUUUGUGGGAUUUCAGAUGACAGUGGGAGUUACUCCCGACAUGAUUUUCAAACUUUUUCUGUUCCUGUUCUCUUCGACUAGCCAAGUGUAUCUGAUUUCCUAUUACGGACAGUUGGUCGCUGAUGCGGUAUGA
Drosophila bipectinata is the source of this 966-nucleotide messenger RNA. RefSeq names its product odorant receptor 85c-like. Gene Ontology annotation, biological process: sensory perception of smell; detection of chemical stimulus involved in sensory perception of smell. Gene Ontology annotation, cellular component: plasma membrane. NCBI's taxonomy places the organism in Eukaryota, Metazoa, Arthropoda, Insecta, Diptera, Drosophilidae. Gene Ontology annotation, molecular function: olfactory receptor activity; odorant binding. The record is from RefSeq and is a predicted model, not a curated record.